GCAAAGCCUAGCACUGGUGGGUAUUGUGUCAACGUUUGUCAGGAUGGGUCUUUUGCAAGGUGUGUUAGUGUUGGUUGUGAUUGUGGCAUUUGACUUGAGGAGUGCAUGGGGAAGUUUGAGACACCGUCAAAGUCCAAGCAGCAUGAAGCCGCAAUCAGAUCCAGCUUCCAGAGGUCCUGCUCUUUCUUCUCAAGGGGUCUUGAAUCCUUUACAAAAGGCUUCUCAGUUUCAGAGUCUGGACUCCAGAAGAUUUGUGCAAGAGCCUCUUGGUUUUCAGGAGAAGCAGCUGUUGCAGGGUCCAGUCAAGCCUUUGGAUUGGAGCUUUCCCAUCGUUCCAGAGGUGCAAAGUGAGUUAGCGGUGGACUUCCAGUUGAGGCAACCUGUGACUCCCAGUAGUGUGGCUGUUCAAUGCGGUGAGAACCGUGUUCUUGUGGAGGUAAAGAAGGAUUUGUUUAGCAAUGGUCAACUGAUCCAGCCAUCUGGUUUGUCUAUGGGAGGCUGUCCUGUUGUCGGUGAGGACUCUACCUCUCGGGUGCUCAACUUUGAAUAUGAACUACAGGACUGCAACAAUCUCUUACAGAUGACUGAGGAUGAGCUUGUCUACACCUUUGCUCUUACCUACCCUCCUGAGGCGUUUGCUGGAACUCCGAUUUCCCGUGCCAAUCGUGCAGUUGUUGGCGUUCAAUGCCACUAUCAAAGGUUCUAUAAUGUGAGCAGUAAUGCUUUGAGGCCAACUUGGGUCCCUUAUACCUCAACGGAGUUUGGCGAGGAAGUCUUGAUGUUCUCCCUGAAGCUCAUGAUGGAUGACUGGUCCUAUCAGAGGCCUUCAAACUUGUACUUCCUGGGUGACGUUAUUAAUAUUGAGGCAUCUGUGAAGGUGUACAACCACGUCCCACUGCGUGUGUUUGUGGACAGCUGUGUGGCCACCCAAGUACCUGAUGUGACUGCUCAUCCGAGAUAUUCCUUCAUUGAGAAUCAUGGGUGCUUUGUGGAUGCCAAGGCUACGGCUUCCAGCUCCCGCUUCAUGCCUCGAACCCAGGAAGACCAGAUCCGGUUCCAGCUGGAGGCCUUCAUGUUCCAGGGAGGAUACAGUCCUUCUAUCUACAUAACGUGUAUUGUGAAGGCCACUCUUGCUUCUGCACCCAGUGAUGCGCGCCGCAAAUCCUGUUCCUUUUCCAUUGGGUGGCUUGCUGCUGAUGGGAACCACCAGGCUUGUGGUUGCUGUGACUCCACAUGUGGUCCUGAUGGAGGAAAUGCUGCUCCUUUUGGGGGCGUUCAGUGGGAAGGCAAUGCCUCACUCGGUCCUGUAAUGGUUCAAGAGCGACAGAAGACUUUAGCUGGUUUUCAAUAAAUGGAGAAACCUUU
This is a messenger RNA of Sinocyclocheilus rhinocerous, 1365 nucleotides long. RefSeq names its product zona pellucida sperm-binding protein 3-like. Gene Ontology annotation, cellular component: extracellular matrix. The record is from RefSeq and is a predicted model, not a curated record. The coding region runs from base 44 to 1351 and encodes 435 amino acids. The transcript is spliced from 8 exons. Gene Ontology annotation, biological process: egg coat formation; positive regulation of acrosome reaction; binding of sperm to zona pellucida. NCBI's taxonomy places the organism in Eukaryota, Metazoa, Chordata, Actinopteri, Cypriniformes, Cyprinidae. Gene Ontology annotation, molecular function: acrosin binding.